CCCGUUCAAAAAAAUGUGUUGUGGAGUUCACGCCAUGUUUCGUUGAUGCCCCAUGGUUUAUGCUUCAGCGAUAUAAAUGAUAAAUGUCUUCAAACGGGGUUGUCUUUGAAUUGAACUACAGUUUGGGGGCCGCGGAAAGGAAGUUCUGUUUUUUUGUGUGUGAUCAUACCGACCUGCCAGUGCUUGCCUUGCCCGCAUUACAAUGGUUGCGUCCUGUAUUGACGUUUGCCUGGGUCCAUCAUCGCUGUGGUGCUGAAAAGAAACGAACCCGUGCGGCCGUAGCGAGUGCAUGCUGCUGCGAACGAUGAGGAGGUUUCUGUGGACCUGCAGCGGUUGAAUUGCACCACCUCGCCCACUUCUUGAUUUUAUCCCUCAAAACCUGGACUCUACCGGCGCAGUUUAUGAAGACCCAGUCUGGACAGUAAUGACCUCACGCUCCCGGUUGCCAGCUGGCAGUAACGACAAUGUCCGAGCAUCAGAGCUGGCACAAGACAGGCAGCACACAGAGGUGGUCUGUAAUGUUCUUCUGCUGGAUAACACAGUUCAAGCCUUCAAAGUUAAUAAGCACGAUCAAGGACAGGUCCUGCUGGAUGUAGUGUUCAAGCACCUGGAGCUGACGGAGAGCGACUACUUCGGCCUACAGUUGGCCGACGACUCCUCAGACAGUCAGGCUGUCGCAACAGAUCAGAGGUGGCUGGAUCCAACCAAACCGAUUAGAAAGCAAUUGAAAAGGGGGUCAUCACACCGUUUGAAUUUUAGGGUUAAAUUCUUUGUAACCGACCCCAAUAAACUUCAGGAGGAGUAUACAAGGUACCAGUACGUUUUGCAGAUUAAACAGGACAUACUUAGUGGAAGGCUGCCGUGUCCGUACAUCACAGCCGCUCUUCUUGCUUCAUACGCCGUUCAGUCUGAGCUAGGGGACUACAGUCAGAACGAGAACUUGCCUGGCUACCUCUCCGGAUACUCUUUCAUCCCCAACGCACCACAUGACUUUGAGAAAGAGAUUGCCAAACAGCAUCAGCAACACAAGGGACUGCCUCCUGCCCAGUCAGAGUUCAAUUAUCUAAACACAGCACGGACGCUAGAGCUCUAUGGAGUCGAAUUGCACUAUGCAAGAGAUCAAAGCAACACUGAGAUUUUAAUCGGAGUGAUGUCAACUGGGAUUGUCAUCUAUAAGAACAGGGUACGAAUCAACUGCUUUCCAUGGCUACAGAUUGUAAAGAUUUCGUUUAAAUGUCGACAGUUUUUUAUUCAACUCAGAAGAGAAUUGAAUGAGAGCCGUGAGGCGCUGUUAGCCUUUAACAUGGUGAACUACCGAGCCUGUAAGAACCUAUGGAAGGACUGUGUAGAGCACCACACCUUCUUCAGACUGGACCGACCCUUACCACCACAGAAGAACUUCUUUGCACAUGUCUUCCAACUUGGCUCCAAAUACCGCUACUGUGGUAGGACAGAGGUGCAAUCUGUCCAGUACGGCAAGGAGAAGGGCAUCAAGGACAGGGUGUUCGCCAGGUCUCCCAGUAAGCCCUUGGUGCGGCGGCUGAUGGAUGGAGGGAUGGACUGGGAGUCAGUCAGCCGGAACUCCAGAGCCUCUCUGUCUGACGACCGCCUGGAGACCCAGAGCCUGCCCACACGCUCCCCACCAGGCACCCCCAACCACAGGAACUCCGAGUUUGCACAAGAGCGCCUGCGGCCGUCCUCCGUGGGACACCUGCUGGACCAUGUGAACUACCACGACCAUGCCUCGCCCUGCCAAACCUUUACCAAUCACAAGUCAGCCUCCUCAACCCAGGCCAACUCCAUCAGCCUAGAUUCUACCCCGUCACCAGACUCGACCAACGACGGCCUGCCGCCCGCUCUGCCCCCUAAGCAGACCAGGAGGCCUCUGUCCAGCCAGUCCCACUCUCAGCAGGAGUUGGACAACCACAUCAAUGAGCUAUAUGACACUCCUCUGUCAGAAGACAAGACUAUGCCCAAUGGAGUGCUUCCUCAUGACAAUCUGGUGUUCAUUCAAAUGUGCCCCGACGAACAAGGACGAUUUGGAUUCAAUGUGAAGGGUGGGCUGGACCAGAAGAUGCCUGUGAUCGUGUCCCGAGUGGCCCCGGGAACAGCGGCUGACCUGUGUGUUCCCCGGCUGAACGAGGGAGAUCAGGUGGUGCUGAUCAACGGUCAGGACAUCUCAGAGCACACCCACGACCAGGUGGUCAUGUUCAUCAAGGCCAGCUGUGGGGAGAGCGACUCAGGAGAGCUGAACCUGCUGGUCAGACCCAACGCCAUGUAUGACCUGGUGGAGGAGGAGAAGCUGGAGGAUGGAGAUACAGAGUCUAACUACCAGUACUCCCCAGAGAGGGCGCCCCAGGACCAGCCUCAGGACCAGCCUCAGGACCAGCCCCAGGACCAGCCCCAGGACCAGCCCCAGGACCAGCCCCAGGACCAGCCCCAUGACCAGCCAGACCACCACCCAUCCUGCUGGAGAGACUCCAUACUACAGCUGAAAGAAGGCUUGAGCACUGGGGUCGUACAGCAACAGUUUGAUCAACUCUACCGGAAAAGGCCUGGGUUGACAAUGUCAUGUGCCAAAUUACCUCAGAACAUUUCCAAAAAUCGAUAUCGAGACAUUUCACCGUAUGACGCCACCAGGGUUAUUCUGAGGGGCAAGGACGGGGACUAUAUCAAUGCAAAUUACAUCAAUAUGGUGAUCGCAGCGUCCAGUGCUGUAAACCGCUACAUCGCGUGCCAGGGCCCGCUGCCCGCCACCUGCUCUGACUUCUGGAGGAUGACUUGGGAACAGGGCUCCAACAUGGUGGUCAUGCUCACCACGCAGGUGGAGAGAGGACGGGUGAAGUGUCAUCAGUAUUGGCCCAACCCUGGUGCCAUUGCUACCCAUGGGGACUUCCAGGUGUCCUGUGUGACAGAAGAAGAGCAAUCAGCAUUCCUGGUCAGAGAGAUGACUCUCACACACCUGGAGAGUGAGGAGAGCAGGUCGCUGACUCAGAUCCAGUACAUGGCCUGGCCUGACCACGGUGUUCCAGACGACUACACUGACUUCCUGGACUUUGUCAGUCUGGUCCGCAGAAAGAGGGAGGGCAAGGAGGAGCCGGUGAUAGUACACUGCAGCGCUGGGAUUGGUCGGACGGGGGUGCUCAUCACCAUGGAAACAGCCAUGUGUUUGAUUGAUUGCAAUCAGCCCGUGUAUCCGUUGGAUAUCGUGAGGACAAUGAGAGACCAGAGGGCCAUGAUGAUCCAGACUCCGAGCCAGUACAGGUUUGUCUGUGAGGCGAUCCUCAAGGUGUACGAGGAGGAGCAGGUCAAACCCCUAACAGCCACAGAGCCCCUGACACCUGUAGAGUCUCUGACGCCCACAAAGCCCCUGAUACCUGUAGAGUCUCUGACGCCCACAAAGCCCCUGAUACCCGUAGAGUCUCUGACGCCUACAAAGCCCCUGACACCCACAAAGCCCCUGAUGACACCCGUAGAGUCUCUGAUGCCUACAAAGCCCCUGAUACCCGUAGAGUCUCUGACGCCUACAAAGCCCCUGAUACCCAUAGAGUCUCUGACGCCUACAAAGUCCCUGAUACCUGUAGAGUCUCUGACGCCCUCAAAGCCCCUGAUACCCGUAGAGUCUCUGACGCCUACAAAGCCCCUGAUACCCAUAGAGUCUCUGACGCCCACAAAGCCCCUGAUACCCGUAGAGUCUCUGACGCCUACAAAGCCCCUGACACCCACAAAGCCCCUGAUGACACCCGUAGAGUCUCUGAUGCCUACAAAGCCCCUGAUACCCGUAGAGUCUCUGACGCUCACAAAGCCCCUGACACCUGUAGAGUCUCUGACGCCCACAAAGCCUCUGACACCCGUAGAGUCUCUGACGCCCACAAAGCCCCUGAUACCCGUUGAGUACAGGUUUGUCUGUGAGGCGAUCCUCAAGGUGUACGAGGAGGAGCAGGUCAAACCCCUAACAGCCACAGAGCCCCUGACACCUGUAGAGUCUCUGACGCCCACAAAGCCCCUGACACCCGUAGAGUCUCUGACGCCCACAAAGCCCCUGACACCUGUAGAGUCUCUGACGCCCACAAAGCCCCUGACACCCGUAGAGUCUCUGACGCCCACAAAGCCCCUGACACCUGUAGAGUCUCUGACGCCCACAAAGCCCCUGAUACCUGUAGAGUCUCUGACGCCCACAAAGCCCCUGACACCCGUAGAGUCUCUGACACCCACAAUGCCCCUGAUACCCAUAGAGUCUCUGAAGCCUACAAAGCCCCUGACACCCGUAGAGUCUCUGACGCCCACAAAGCCCCUGAUACCCAUAGAGUCUCUGAAGCCUACAAAGCCCCUGACACGCGUAGAGUCUCUGAAGCCUACAAAGCCCCUGACACCCGUAGAGUCUCUGACGUCCGCAAAGCCCCUGAUACCCGUAGAGUCUCUGACGCCCACAAAGCCCCUGAUACCCGUAGAGUCUCUGACGCCCGCAAAGCCCCUGAUACCCGUAGAGUCUCUGACGCCCACAAAGCCCCUGACACCCAUAGAGUCUCUGACACCCACAACGCCCCUGAUACCCAUAGAGUCUCUGACGCCCACAAAGCCCUUGAUACCCGUAGAGUCUCUGACGCCUACAAAUCCCCUGACACCAGUAGAGUCUCUGAAGCCCACAAAGCCCCUGACACCUGUAGAGUCUUUGACACCCGCAAAGCCCCUGACACCUGUAGAGUCUCUGAAGGCCACAAAGCCCCUGACACGUGUAGAGUCUCUGACACCCACAAAGCCCCUGAUACUCGUAGAGUUUCUGACGCCCACAAAGCCCCUGACACCCGUAGAGUCUCUGACGCCCACAAAGCCCCUGAUACCUGUAGAGUCUCUGAUGCCCACAAAGCCCCUGAUACCUGUAGAGUCUCUGACGCCCACAAAGCCCCUGAUACCUGUAGAGUCUCUGACGCCCACAAAGCCCCUGACACCCGUAGAGUCUGUGACGCCCACAAAGCCCCUGAUACUUGUAGAGUCUCUGACACCCACAAAGCCCCUGAUACUCGUAGAGUCCCUGACGCCCACAAAGCCCCUGACACCCGUAGAGUCUCUGACGCCCACAAAGCCCCUGAUACCCGUAGAGUCUCUGACGCCUGCAAAGCCCCUGACACCUGUAGAGUCUCUGACGCCCACAAAGCCCCUGACACCCGUAGAGUCUCUGACGCCCACAAAGCCCCUGAUACCCGUAGAGUCUCUGACGCCUGCAAAGCCCCUGACACCUGUAGAGUCUCUGAUACCCAUAAAGCCCCUGACACCUGUAGAGUCUCUGACGCCCACAAAGCCCCUGACACCUGUAGAGUCUCUGACGCCCACAAAGCCCCUGACACCCGUAGAGUCUCUGACGCCCUCUAAGCCCCUGACACCUGUAGAGUCUUUGACGCCUACAAAGCCCUUGACACCCACAGAGCCAGAGGUAGAGACAGAGAGAAUCGGCUUUAUCCCUCCUGGGACUGACUGACACAGGGCUGCAUGGGCCUAAGCACCACCAUCUUCUUCCACAGCCUGUCUAUCUGUCUGUCUAGAGCCUGUCUGUCUGUCUAGAGCCUGUCUGUCUGACUCCCUCAGUCACAAUAGUUUCUUCCCACAUCCGCCAUCUUGAGUCUGGCAAGAGAGACUACAGUCACAAGCAUGGAGACGACUACCGACAACCACUCGAACUGCCUGGGAGGGGAAGCAAAGCACUGUUGCACUUUAUGAUGACAAAACGCCAUACUUUGGAGAAUUAACGGAAGAAGAAAAAAAUAAACAAAGUUACGAUGAUCAACUGGAAUUUGGGAUAUUAGCAAGUGUCCAGGAUCAAGAGCGAAGUGAGAAACAGAACAGUAGCUGGGUUGGAUAAUAUUGCUGCAGUGCCAUUACUUUCAGACAAACCUUCAUAAUGAACAGGACAACUCAAUGGAAAGUGGACUGACGUUUGUUUUCAACCCAUCAGUGCAUCAUCCCCAAGUGUCAUAUCCGUGGUUUCUUCAGACUAGUCUUUCUGUCUUUGAUUACUCCGUGGACUUAAAGAGUCCAUUUUCUUUUUUGAACUCGAAAAACUAUUCAUCGUCAACUGAAGAUCUGUUCCCGAAAGUGGGUUGACCCUCUAUGUAAGGUCCUGGUAAAGUGCUCUGACUUCUACCCUGUGGCACUACUCAUCUUAUCAUCUCAUUUCUCUUAUUGAGACUGUAGGUUGUCGGAUGGAUACUUUUGGGCUUUCAUGUGUCUCUACAGAUUGAAAUCAUCUCCAGGGAAGGUGUUUCCCAAGCCAAGGUCAAAGGCGGGGGAAGGUUAGGAGCGGUGGAGGCUGCAGAGGGGAGGGCGGCUCAUAAUCAUGGCUGGAGUGCAGUCGUUGGCAUGGCAUCGGCCACAUGGAAAACCACGUGUUUGAUACCAUCCCAUUGACUCUAUUCCAGCCAUUGUUAUGAGCCGUCCUCCACUCAGCAGCCUCCACUGGUUAGGAGAGGCCUCCCUCCUCCUUUACCAUCAUCUCAAUAGCUGAUUACCUGCCAUUGAGCUCGGCACUAUGUGGUGGUGUUGUUGUUGUUGUUGUUGUUGUUGUUGUUGUUGUUAUUUUUUGAGGCAGCUAUUCAACUUUGAUUCAGAUGGCUCAACAUGUGACGGUACAUCGGUCUCUCGAAGAUGCUAUACCACUAGCCCAAAACGGGCAGUAUUUUAAUGCAGGUUUUGUUAUUGCUAGUAACAUAGAAUGACCUUGCCAUGCAGGAUUGGGUUGGUACAGUCCACAGGUGGUUUAUCAAGUGUCAUUGCAUCACAUUUUGAAAUUGAAUAUGAGGUAUUCAGAGCUCUCUGAUGAAGAGCAUCGGGGUAUUUGGUACCAUGGUACUGUACAUCAGGAUUUUAGACAGUUGGUGUACAUUACAUUCAGAUGGUACAUACAUUACAUAAAAUGACUGAGCUUUCAGGACCAAUAGGUUUUUAGACUUGUGAGUAAAACAAAAAGUUUUCAAAUUGUUUUGAAAAGCUAUAAGGCUCAAGCUAUAGAUUUGCUUCUGAUAUUUUUUUUAUAAGAGACCCCUUUUGCUUCUUGGGGAUGGUCAGCACUUUUCAGCUGAACUUGUAGCAUAUUUGCUGCUAUGUAUGAUUAG
This is a messenger RNA of Oncorhynchus keta (chum salmon), 7106 nucleotides long. Its product is annotated as tyrosine-protein phosphatase non-receptor type 4-like. The record is from RefSeq and is a predicted model, not a curated record. Lineage: Eukaryota; Metazoa; Chordata; Actinopteri; Salmoniformes; Salmonidae. Gene Ontology annotation, molecular function: protein tyrosine phosphatase activity; protein binding. Gene Ontology annotation, biological process: protein dephosphorylation. Gene Ontology annotation, cellular component: cytoskeleton; cytoplasm; cytoplasmic side of plasma membrane. The coding region runs from base 425 to 5476 and encodes 1683 amino acids. The transcript has 27 exons.